CUUACAAAGUUCAAUUUCACGAAAAGUGGCAGGGGAGAAAUUUAAGAGACUUGCACAGAGAGUUAAAUGGAAUGUUUGAAACGGCCUUGGAUAAAGCCACCGCACAACAUCCGAGUAGCGACUUGGGGCGCGUCGUGGUUCAUCACAAGGACUUGGAGCCCAUCGUGGUCCCCCUGAGGCCGUUGGAAAACUUGACGGCUCCCGCCAUUAUGAACACUAUUCAGAACGUCUUAAACAGCCACCAAAAAUUGAAGGUAGAUUCCAUUUUUUACAUGGACAUUGGUAUUAUUGCUCUGCCGAAAGGCGGGGGUAAAGUGUACAUAAAUCAACUGACGGGCGAGAACAAUUCCCUCAAGAGGAAACAGUCCAUCAUACAAAUAGUGAACGACGACAACAUGUGCAUGGCGCGCGCCAUUGCUGUAACGUGGGGUAGGUCGAUCGAGUGUCCAAAAGAGGAGUGGCAUUCCAUAACACAAAAUCGAGGGAAAAAAACCAAUCUGGACCUAAUAAUGGAAUUCCGGAAAAUGCCGAAUAGCCAUUUUAAAAAUAUGAUCAAGCCCGGGUCCAAGGCGCAAACAGAUUUGGCAGAGGAAUUGUUGAGGCAAGUGGGACUACCUUCGGAUAGGAAAUGCACCAUCUUGGACAUUCAACGCUUUGAGACUUAUCUGGAGCGAAAAAUUAUAGUGUUGGACGCUUCUCUAGGGAUCAGGAUAUGUUAUCGCGGCCAAGAUACGGAAUUCCCUCAACUGUUUUUAUACUUGGUAGGGGAGGAUCAUUUCCAUGCCGUCGUGACCAUUACUGGAUUUUUCUCUUCAUCUUAUUUCUGUAAACUGUGCCUCAAACCCUACACCGACAAAAACCGCCAUUUUUGCGGCAAGCCCUGUCUCGUGUGCAAGAGACUCGGGGAAUGUCCCAAGACGGACCAGUCUAUUCCGUGCCCGGAGUGUAACAUGACCUGUCGCUCGAUGGCUUGCUACGAAGCACAUCGAGACACGGACGAAGGCAAAAAGCAGAGCCAGUGUCAAAGGUACUGGAGGUGUCUCACAUGUUACCGGGUCGUAAAUCGGCAUGGUCGAGACCUGAAAAAACAACCUCACGUGUGCGGAGAAUGGCACUGUAAGCAAUGUAACGAAACAGUAGAAGAAAGCCAUUUAUGCUACAUGAGAGCAUUACCACCCGCCGAGACCCGCUGGCAAAAGUUAAUAUUUUUUGAUUUCGAAUGCAGUCAAAAUGAAAGGUACACCUGUUCCGACGGAUACCUCCCCGAUCCGGAAGGACGCUGUCAAAACUGUACCCAGACGACUUGCGGUCUACUCGUCCACCGCCCUAAUUUCGUCGUCGCGCAAUGGGUGUGCAAAACGUGCGAAAACAAGCAGGGAGAGCGAUGCGAAGAAUGCGGAUCCCGAUGUGCCAAGUGCGGGAAAAAAGACCCAAAAAAAGUCUGUAUCACCGCCCUGUCCCGAGACCUGCGGACUCCGGGAGGAAAUAUUUUCCGGACCCGACACGGCCAACACUUUCUGCCUAUGGCUCUUCAACGAGAACAACGCCGGUGCCAUCGUCAUCGCGCAUAACAUGAGGGGUUACGACGGGGUCUUCAUUCUCCGGUAUCUGAUCGAAAACGGACUUCCGCCCCAGCACAUCAUUUAUAGCGGCUCCAAGAUCAUGAGCAUGACCGUCGGUCGGGGCCUGAAUAUGCGCUUUUUGGAUUCCUUGAAUUUUUUCCAGAUGCCUUUAUCCCGCCUACCCAAAACGUUCGGACUGACGGAACUGAAGAAAGGCUAUUUUCCCCAUUUCUUCAAUCGACCGGAAAACCAGACUUACGUCGGUCCGUACCCACCUCCCGAAGAAUACGGAAUCGAUCACAUGACCGCCUCGGGCAGAAGCGACUUCCUACGAUGGCACGCGGAACAGCGAGAUCGAGUGUUUGAUUUCGCGACGGAAAUGAAAGACUACUGUCGCAGUGACGUCACCAUCUUACGAGACGCCUGCCUGAAAUUCCGAGCCCUGAUCGCUCAAGCCACCGACGAUCUCGUGGACCCCUUCGCUUCGUCGACGGUAGCCAGCAUGUGCAUGACCAUCUUCCGCACCUGUCAUUUACGAGAGGAAGUCCGAGUGCGACUAGGUCGAGCGACGGGUCUCCAGCUACCUGCGAGAGACGGCCAGGUUCAUUACCAGAACCGUUGGUACUCCAGGGAAGAGUUUGAAUCCGCCACCGACAUGGUACUGACCAACCCCAAGUGCGAGAUAGUCCGACCCUUGAAAGACGAGGGAUGGUACACGGGCCACUACCGAGCCGGCACUUUGACCCUACGUCUUCCGGACGGAAGUACGACUCCCUACUCGGACUUGGAGCUGGAAGGGAUGGAAAAAAUCGAGGAACGAUUUCACAAGUCCCCCAUCGCCGUCAUUCCACCUAACGGCUAUCACCGGAGAGACCACUACAGUGUGAGCGGCAUCCGGUGGUUAGAAUGGUUGGCCCAUUCCCGCCAACUGGACAUCCGGCACGCGCUGCGCGGCGGCGGCGGGGAGGCGCGCUUACCGGGUACGCGGAUCAAGUUCGACGGGUUGGCGGGAAACCGAGUCUUUGAAUUUCUAGGAUGUCGCUGGCACGGCUGUCCCACUUGCUUUCCCAAGGACCGCUCCACGACCAAACUUCCGGGGACGGGUCAGACCCUGAUCGAACUCUUUGAACUGACCAAACGCCGAGAGGAAAAGAUCCGGGAGGCGGGCUACCAAUACGAAAGUGUCUGGGAGCACGAAUUUCACCGGCAACUGCGAGACGAUCCCGACAUGCGUCGUUUCGUCUACGCCCUGGACAUUCAACCUCCCUUAGAUCCCCGGGAUAGCUUUUUCGGGGGACGGACCAACGCCAUACGUCUACAUUACAAGGUACAACCUGGCGAGGAAAUUAGAUAUGUGGACUUUACCAGUCUCUACCCCUGGACCAGCAAGACUUGCCGCUAUCCUGUAGGACACCCUCAAAUUGUGCGACAAGACUUUCAGGCUCUGGAUCAAUACUUUGGACUGGCUAAAGUCAAGGUGUACCCUCCUCGAGAGCUCUUCUUUCCCGUACUUCCGGUCAAGAAUAACGCCAAACUCAAGUUUGCUCUUUGUAUGCCCUGCGCGGACCAGGAACUGAAAACUCCCUGUACCCAUGACGACGAGAAGCGCGCCAUCAUCGGGACCUGGACGACGCCCGAAUUAGACUUGGCCGUACGAAAAGGGUAUCGGAUAGGCCGAAUCUACGAAGUGUACCAUUGGACCAAGACGGAACAGUAUGAUGAACAAACUCAAGAGGGCGGGCUGUUUACCAGCUACAUUAAUGCUUUUUUAAAGCUUAAACAAGAAGCUUCUGGUUUCCCGGCCUGGUGUCAGACGCAAGACGACUGCCGUCGAUACUUAGAGCAGUACUUCGAAAACGAAGGCAUCAAGUUAGACUGGGCUUACGUAGAAAAGAACCCGGGUUUACGCGCGGUGGCCAAAAUGUGCUUGAAUUCCUUUUGGGGUAAACUCGGGCAAAGAAGUAACUUACCUUCCACUCGUUUCUUUUAUCGGACGGACCUCGAAGAGUUCUAUCAUCUCCUGACAGACAAGACAAAGGAAGUCAUUGAUUUUAAUAUCGAGACCGAAAACGUCGCUCAGGUGCAUUUUCGAGCCGUGGACAGCGAGUGGGCGGAGGAGGACUCUAAAACCAAUGUAUUUUUAGCGACAUUUACGACGGCGUGGGCCCGACUGAAGCUGUACGAUGUCCUGGACAGUCUACAGAAAGAUGUGCUUUAUCAUGACACGGACAGUGUCAUAUACGUCUGUCGACCCACGGAGAAUGAAGUCCCCUUAGGCGACUACCUGGGGGAGUUGACCAACGAGUUGGAGGAGGGAGACUACAUUGAAGAAUUUGUGAGCGGCGGGCCCAAGAACUACGCGUAUCGCACCCACCGAGGCGUAGAAAAGGUGUGCGUUAAAGGCUUUACGCUGAACUACACAAAUUCUCAAAUUAUCAAUUUUGAUUCCAUUAAGGACCUCCUUCAAGACGAGCGCGCCGAACCUCCCAGGAAAAAGAGAAAACUGGAUACACCAAAGAAAUCAAAAAUCAUUCGCGACAAAGCCAGCUGCAGGGUCCUCAACCGAGAUGAAAGUAAACAGUAUCAGAUUGUUUACACGAAACGGGUCCUGAAAGCGGAUAUGACGACAGUUCCGUAUGGUUAUUGACUUUCUUA
Molecule: messenger RNA, 4217 nt
Organism: Saccostrea echinata
Lineage: Eukaryota; Metazoa; Mollusca; Bivalvia; Ostreida; Ostreidae
Exons: 5
Coding region: 1231-4209 (992 amino acids)
Biological process (GO): DNA replication
Molecular function (GO): DNA-directed DNA polymerase activity; DNA binding; nucleotide binding
Source: RefSeq, a predicted model, not a curated record